AUGGGAGAGGCAUCCUAUGUGAUAGGAACUUCAAUAUUCCAUAAGAGAUCAGAAAGUUUAUUAGGAUUGUCUUCGAAAGCCUAUAUUGAAAGAAUUCUUGAGAAAUUUAACAUGAGCAAAUGCUUUAUAGGUUUAGUUCCUAUUCAAAGAGAAGAUAAAUUUAGUCUUAUGCAAUGUCCAAAGAAUGGUGUGGAACGUAAAAAAAUGGAAACAAUUCCUUAUGCUUCAGUUGUGGGCAGUUUAAUGUAUCUUCAAACUUGUACCAGACCCGACAUCAAUUUUGCAGUAGGGAUGCUGGGUAGAUAUCAAAGUAAUCCUAGUAUCAAUCAUCAGAAAGUUGCAAAGAAAGUAUUAAGAUAUCUUCAAGGAAUGAAGGAUUAUAUGCUCACUUAUAAGAGGUCUGAUCAUUUAGAAGUGAUUGGAUAUUCAAAUUCAAAUUUUGCUGGGUAUGUUGAUAGUAGAAAAUCAAUGUUUGGUUAUUUGUUCCUAUUAGCUGAUGGAGCAAUCUUAUAA
Molecule: messenger RNA, 513 nt
Organism: Manihot esculenta (cassava)
Lineage: Eukaryota; Viridiplantae; Streptophyta; Magnoliopsida; Malpighiales; Euphorbiaceae
Product: secreted RxLR effector protein 161-like
Exons: 1
Coding region: 1-513 (170 amino acids)
Source: RefSeq, a predicted model, not a curated record